GCUACCUCAGGCUCCUCCCAUCAUCGACCAGCAUGGAUGACGACGACGAGUACGAGCAAGAGCGCCUCGCCAACAUCCAGCGUAACCGCGACCUUCUUAAAGAGCUCGAUCUCGAUAAUGGUCUUUCUUCCUCUUCCAAGAAGCGCGGACCGCCUUCUUCCUCCAAUGCGCAGAGCAAGAAGAAGACCUCAAGGGGCAAUGCAAAGACCGCGCCUACCCCUCAGAGGGUUCAGCCUCGGCGUGUAAGCAACAGAUUGCUGGGCGUGGAGGCGGACAGCGAGAAGGAGCGGCAGAGAUACGAAAAGGAGGCAGAGGCGAUCAGAGACGCAGCUGAAGCGGCCAGGCGAGCACGUCAUGAAGAGCAUGAUCUGGCCUUUCUGACUGGUAGCGGAGAAGGCCUGGAAGAGCUUAGAGGGACCUUCGAGGCUGUUGCUAGAGCAAAAGCAGAAGCAGAAGAGGAGGAUACGAAGGACGACAGGGAGCUAAAGAAGUUGUUGGAUAGCAUGGUGUUGAGAUCGGCCGACAAGGUGACAAACAAACGAGUUUAUUCGAUGGUAUUCCACCCAAACCGAGAAAAAGACCUCAUUUUCGUAGGCGACAAAGAGGGAAGCGUGGGCGUUUGGGAUCCAAAUGCACAGGUCGAGCAAGGGGAGGGGGAAGAAGAAGGCGUCAAAACGGGGCAGUCUUGGAACUUGCAGAUCCACGGCCGAUCGCCCAUCACCUGUCUUCGCUUCGACCCGAUCUCUGCCACGACGCUCUACUCAGCCUCAUACGACGCUACAAUUCGUGCUCAAGAUCUCCAUACGGGCAUUUCCAAGGAAUUCUGGGCUGGCGAUGAGAGCGUUCUUCUCUCCAUCUUUGACAUCUUAGCGCCCGAAAGCCAUCCCUCUGCUUUUGUCGAUACCCCAAGCCCCAUGCUGGACGAGCGGAGUCUGUGGGUCGCCGACCACAGAGGCGGCCUUACGCACAUUGACAUGCGUGAACCAAGCCGCAGCAGUAACCGUCGCGGUUCGUCUUCUGCUCAAGGCCCUCCCACCCGGCGCUGGCAGGUGUGCGAGAAGAAGAUUGGAGGAAUGUCUGUCAACCAAGCUGCGUCUUCAUGCAUCGCAGUCGCUUCCCUUGAUCAGUGUAUCCGUCUCUUCGACGUCCGAAAUCUGCAAACGAUCGUGCCUACCACCGAUGAAGCCCCUCACAACUACAGGGGCGUCGAUGGCGAUGAGCUCGACGCGGCACACGAAAAAGCGCAGAUCUCAAUGAGUCAGGCGAGGCUCGCGUGCACCAGCGUCGACUUUGACCCGUCCGGGUCCAAGCUUAUUGGCGUAAGCUACGAUGACGUUGUCAAGGUUUGGGAUAUGGACCCUCGCUGGCUCACGUCCGCGUACGAUACCAAGCCAAAAAAGAACGGUGUCGUCAAGAAGAAAGAAGCUGCUCCGUCCAAGCGUGGCAGCCUCCCUCACUACUUCUCGAAAGCCAAAAAGGAAGAGGAGUCAUCUCCAGCUGAGCUUGUUGAGGAACAGACGCCUAUGAGACCGAGACCAGACGAUGUUCUGGCAAAACCAAUGGUCGCGAUUCCCCACAACAACCAGACUGGCAAAUGGUUGACGCUCUUCCGCGCCAGAUUCAAUCGCGAUCCAACGCUGGAGCCUCACUUCUCUAUUGGGUCGAUGAAGCGCCAUGCCGAAAUUUGGUCUGCGAAGGACGGCAAACUGCUCAGAUCAUUCUACGACGAGGACAACAUGACGGCUGUCCCUGCUGUCACGGCCACACAUCCUCGGAGUGGCGGUCGCCUUGCCACGGGAAAUGCCAGUGGGCGAUGCACCUUUUGGGCCCCGCCUUGACCGCAUCUGCACUUCUUCAUUGGUAAUCAACAAGCUUACAGACAUGCUCUGAUUCUGUUAAGGUAGUAAUUGUCCUUUGUUCUUUGCAUUUGUCAUGGUGUUGGAUAUGUUGUGCGAAAGAAACGCUCUAUCAUGAGAAUAUAAGAAGAAAA
Acaromyces ingoldii is the source of this 1990-nucleotide messenger RNA. RefSeq names its product WD40 repeat-like protein. The transcript has 5 exons. The coding region runs from base 33 to 1838 and encodes 601 amino acids. The record is from RefSeq and is a predicted model, not a curated record. Gene Ontology annotation, biological process: regulation of DNA damage checkpoint. NCBI's taxonomy places the organism in Eukaryota, Fungi, Basidiomycota, Exobasidiomycetes, Exobasidiales, Cryptobasidiaceae. Gene Ontology annotation, molecular function: protein binding; DNA binding. Gene Ontology annotation, cellular component: nucleus.